Lepidothrix coronata (blue-crowned manakin) is the source of this 1356-nucleotide messenger RNA. It is a transcript of the gene TWF2, whose product is annotated as twinfilin actin binding protein 2. Gene Ontology annotation, molecular function: actin filament binding; actin monomer binding. Gene Ontology annotation, biological process: actin filament depolymerization; regulation of lamellipodium assembly; positive regulation of neuron projection development. The transcript has 9 exons. The record is from RefSeq and is a predicted model, not a curated record. NCBI's taxonomy places the organism in Eukaryota, Metazoa, Chordata, Aves, Passeriformes, Pipridae. Gene Ontology annotation, cellular component: myofibril; cytoplasm; actin filament. Bases 69 to 1118 code for a protein of 349 amino acids.
CUUGCCCAGCCGUUUCCUGCCCGGGACGCGGCGGAGCGGAGCCGAGCGGAGCGGAGCCGAGCGGAGCCAUGACUCACCAGACCGGCAUCCACGCCACCACAGAAUUAAGGGACUUUUUUGCCAAAGCCCGGAACGGUUCAGUUCGGCUCAUCAAGGUCAUCAUCGAGGAUGAACAGCUUGUGCUGGGAGCCCACAAAGAGCUGUCCCGGCGCUGGGACGCUGACUACGAUCCCUUCGUGCUGCCCCUGCUGGACGAGCAGCAGCCGUGCUAUGUGCUGUACCGCCUGGACAGCCAGAACGCCCAGGGAUACGAAUGGCUCUUCAUCUCCUGGUCCCCCGACAGCUCCCCGGUCCGGCUGAAGAUGCUCUACGCUGCCACCAGAGCCACGGUGAAGAAGGAGUUUGGAGGGGGGCACAUAAAGGACGAGAUGUUUGGCACAGUGAAGGAGGACGUGUCCCUGAGUGGUUACCAAAAGCACGUGUCCUCCAGCUCUGCCCCGGCCCCGCUGACCGCAGCCGAGCAGGAGCUCCAGCAGAUCCGCAUCAACGAGGUGAAGACAGAGAUCAGUGUGGAAAGCAAGCACCAGACACUGCAGGGCCUGGCCUUCCCCCUGCAGCUGGAUGCCCAGCAAGCCAUCCAGGCACUCAAGCAGAAGAAAAUCAACUACAUCCAGCUGAAGCUGGAUCUGGAGCGGGAGACCAUCGACCUGGUGCACACAAGCCCCACAGAGAUUUCUGACCUGCCCAAGAGGAUCCCCCAGGACUCAGCUCGCUACCAUUUCUUCCUGUACAAGCACUCACAUGAGGGAGACUACCUGGAGUCUGUCGUCUUUAUCUACUCCAUGCCUGGGUACAAGUGCAGCAUCAAGGAGCGCAUGCUCUACUCCAGCUGCAAGAGCCGGUUGCUGGACACUGUGGAGCAGGAAUUUUGCCUGGAGAUAGCCAAGAAGAUCGAGAUCGACGACGGAGCGGAGCUGACGGCGGAGUUCCUGUACGAGGAGGUGCACCCCAAGCAGCACGCCUUCAAGCAGGCCUUCGCCAAGCCCAAGGGGCCCGUGGGCAAGCGGGGACAGAAGCGGCUGAUCAAGGGGCCGGGCGAGAACGGCGAGGACAGUUAGAUCCCGCAGGGCCGGGCGGUGAACGGACAGCAUCCCCGCGGCGCUGCCCACCUUCCUCUGCGCUGACCUGGGGAGCUUUCCCUCCAUCUCAGCCUUUUUUUUUUUUCCCUCCCUUUUUUUUUUUUUCCUAUUUCAUUCCUUUUUUAAACAUCAGGAUGGCUUGUUGCACCUGGGGGCAGAGCGAUGGGGAGGGUUCAGGGCUGUCGGUGUUUCCUUUCCCCGCGUCCUCGUGCGAGCC